ACUGAGCCUCCUCACACCAAGCCUACCGGCACGGAGCCUCCUCACACCAUCACGGAGAUCACCAAGACCACCACUUUUGUUACCACUGAGUGCCCUGUAACAUCUACUGUUGUCACAUCUGGCACCAAGACCCUCACCGUCCCGAUCACUCAAACUAACAUCAUCACGGUCACCACCACAUUCUGUGAGUCGUCAACUUUGCCUGUGACGCCUGUGCCGACUGGUACCGGUGUUCCUGUGCCACCGGCACCUCUGCCACCAGCACCAGUACCUCCUAAGAACAGCACUCUUCUGCCACCUGCUCCAGUUCCCACUGCUCCCUUCCAGAACACUACUGUCCCGGUCGUCCCCACCCAGCCAGUUCCUGUGGCGCCUGGUCAAUCUACUGUUCCCGGAAAGCCAGUCACUCCAACUGUACCUGGCGAGACUCCCGUUCAGCCAACCGUUCCAGGCGAGACUCCUGUUAAGCCUACUGUACCUGGCGAGACUCCUGUUCAGCUA
Messenger RNA from Aspergillus nomiae NRRL 13137, 501 nucleotides. RefSeq names its product putative cell surface protein. NCBI's taxonomy places the organism in Eukaryota, Fungi, Ascomycota, Eurotiomycetes, Eurotiales, Aspergillaceae. The record is from RefSeq and is a predicted model, not a curated record. The annotation marks the transcript as partial. The transcript has a single exon.